GGGGAGGAAGGUCGCUGAACUCGGUGAGGGACUAAUUUUUACCAAUGUUUUAAAUAGCGGCAGACCUUCAAAUCAGCUAUAGCGGGCUAUAACGGGCUAUUUGCACAUGAGACCAUUUAGCGGCACCCUGCUGAAAAGACUAUUUCUAAAAAUAUGAUUUUCCUUGUAAUAAUGUAUGUAAUGUAAAUUAAUGUUGUUUCUACUCAAAUAUCAUAUGGGUCCAGCCAGGCAGGAUCAAUGUCUUCACCAAAAUUUGACACUUGUUCGAAAAAGAACUAGAAUUUGAUACUGCUGGCAGAAACUAUUAAGAACAUUGAUGCUUGCCCCUAGUCUUUGUGUCAGGUUGGACCUAGCCUCCUUUGGAUAUUCACUAGUCCAGCAUACAGUAGUCGUAGUAAGAAACAUGUGGUGAGUUAACCGAGACACUGAGGUAGUACUAGUUGACGAUGGAGAUGGGCCACCAAUGUCUUUGAUUUGCAUCAAUGGGAGACGCAUCAUCGUAUGGUACGUACAGCUGUAGUGAAAGAAAAUGAUGGGAUCCCAAAUCGGCAUGAAUGUCUCCAUCAACUUUUAUUUACCUUUAAUUGUCUGGUCCUGGUUGAUACAGAUCAUAUAUCGAAAGAAGGAUGCUUUUAAAUAAUUGCUGCUUGUGGAAUGCGAUCCUUCUCUUCAAAUAAUUGCUCCAUGAUCGGUGCCCAUUUAUACGGAGGUACUUCCUCCGUCCGGAUUUAUUAGGCCUAAAGACAACUUUUCUUAGACCAAGACACAUAGUAAAUUGCUCACAUUAAUUCUUCCAUUCCACUCCCAAUGCACUCUCUCACAUGCAUGCAGCCAAUGAAAAAAUAUGCAUGAAGUGAAUUAAUUUUCCAGCCAUGGCACCAACAACAAUGGCUUUCAAUACAACCAAUGAAAUGGUUGCAUGCAUGCACCUUUCCAAAGCAAGGCCUUAUAAAAAGGGACAUGCUUGUGAUGCUGAGAGGCCUAAUAAAUCCGGACGGAGGGAGUAGUAGUUAGCAGUAGAAGGAAAAAGAAGAACUGGAGGGAGAGAGCAAGAAGGCGAAACAACUAGAAUGGCCGGUGAGGAGGAGGUGCAGGUGGUAGAGUCCUGCUUCGUAACGCCGGCCGUGGACACGCUGAGGAAAGCGCUAUGGCUCUCGGCACUCGACCUCAUGCUAGCCAACAGAGGCUACAACCCGCUCGUUCAUUUCUACCGUCGAUGUCCCGGCACCGAAACCACCGACGACUUCUUCAGCGUGACCAAGUUGAAGACAGCGCUAGGCAAGGCCCUUGUGGGCUUCUACCCCAUGGCCGGCCGCCUCAGGGUGGACGCCGACGGCAGGUUAGAGAUCGGUUGCAACAGCAAGGGCAUGCUUUUCCUCGUGGCUCGCUCCCAACUUACCAUCGACGACUUUAGCGAUUUGAAACCAUCACCAAGGCUGAGGAGGUUGUUUGUUCCCCAAAUGCUCUCAGCUGAGGUGUGUGCCACCCAGGUGACAUUUUUCAAGUGUGGUGGGGUGGCCUUAGGGACGGCAGUGCACCAUGGCACCAUGGAUGGCAUUUCCACGUUCCACUUCUUCCAGACAUGGUCAACUUUCUCGAGGGAUGGCGACCGGGCAGUGGUGAAGCUCCCCUACCAUGACCGCACCCACUUGUGUGCACGGUACCCACCCGCUGUUCAUCCUGACACCCUCUCCCUUUUUUGCCUCAAGAUCAACCUAUCCCAGCCCUUGGGGCCCGUGGUCAAUGAGGUUUUCACCCUUCGCAAGGAUCAACUUUCCACCCUCAAGCGCAUCUGCGGUGGCUCCGGUGUUAGCACCUUCAGUGCCGUGAGCGCCCAUUUGUGGCAGUGCAUGUGUCUAGCUCGACAGCUCCCACCAAACUCCACGACGCGCCUCGCGUUCGCCGCCAACAUCCGGCGCGCCAUGACGCCACCGUUCCCGGACGGUUACUUCGGCAACGCGGUGAUAAACGUCAGUGUUGCCGAUGAAGCGCGUGGCAUCACCUCGGGCGACCUGGCCUACAUCGCGCACCGGAUCAAGGACACCCUUGGCCGGGUGGACGACGAGCUGGUACGUUCAGCGGUCGACUACCUCGAGCUCGACCAAGCAAAGAGGGACAAUAGCCCUGCCAUAGGCAAUCUACUGGCGACGGACAUGAGAGUGGUCAGCUGGCUCAGCAUGCCGCUGUACGACGUGGAUUUCAGCUGGGGAAAGCCAUUGGCUGUGCUGCGCGCCGAAUCAAACCGUGGAGGCUUCGCACACCUGGUUGACAGCGCGCAUGGGGAUGGCAGCGUGCACAUCGUCAUGUGUAUAGACGCUACCAUCCUCAAGGAAUUCAAGCGUUUGUUGUAUGCCAAGUUCGAGAGCAUGGUGUAUUCCAAGUUCUAGCUGGCCGGGGCUAGUGUUUUCUCACACCUCCGUUUCUAUUUGUGUUCUUCAAGCAUCUCAUAUGUGCCGAGACUAUUAUUUUGAUGGUCUCUGUCGAAUAAUAUAAUUUCAGUUGGCCUAGAUCAAAUAAUUUUCAUGUCCUGGAGUGUGUUAGUGACACGGAUGUUUGAUGUUUGUAACCUAUUGGAUGUUUGUACCCUGAUUAAUAAUCUUAAGCAACUAUGCUAGGCUUA
Messenger RNA from Triticum urartu, 2620 nucleotides. RefSeq names its product putrescine hydroxycinnamoyltransferase 1. The record is from RefSeq and is a predicted model, not a curated record. Lineage: Eukaryota; Viridiplantae; Streptophyta; Magnoliopsida; Poales; Poaceae. Gene Ontology annotation, molecular function: acyltransferase activity, transferring groups other than amino-acyl groups.